GUCCAAUGGUGGUCCAAUGGGAUAUUUUAUUUUUGCCUACGAUGACUUUGUGACAGCAGAAGAGUUAUUUUAACGAUACAGACUGUAUCAUACAGUGGUAAUAAUAAUGUUAUGCACAUUCUUUCUAGUUUAGCAUACCUAAUUGAGCUUGGCAUUAUCAUAAUAAGGUAAUAAAAUGAAUAGCUGCCAUGGGCAAAUUCUAAAUGAGCAGGUAGGCUAAGGAAAGCAUAUGAUAUUUCCGUUUAUCUAUAAGUAUUAUAGUAAGUUGAGAAAAUUUGGCCAAAUUAUUUCUGUUAGAACGACAGUAGAAAGUGCGCAAGUGUUUUUCUUCACAAACCAACCUGACCACUUUCCUCAUAAAGUCAAGAUCAUGUACAAUACAUGAAGCUACAUACGUACAAACCUGUUCUCCAGAACUACAUAUACAUAGCCAUUUUACAAGUUUGCAUAUAAUCGCUGCCGAUUCACUGACUUAUUUAGUAAGUAAAAUCCUUGUAGCAGCAGCGUUUUGUUUCGGUUAUUCAAUCAGUUUUAAGAAAUUUUAAGAUGAGCAUAUCACGAGGCUUUGUGUUGGCUCGUCUUACUGUCAUUGUUUUAUCUCUCUACUUUGUGUGUCCUACACACAGCGUCAAUCCACUAGCAUCAUAUAAUGUAAUAUAUGGAUGGAAAAAAUUGGAUUUUAAAUUUUCCUCGGAUCAAACUCGAAAUCGACUGUUGGCCAACGGUGAAUUUAUUCCAGAGAACAAUGUUAUCACCGGUAUCAAGGUUAAGGAUAGGAGGAUAUUCUUAACGGUCCCGAGAUGGAGGAACGGGGUUCCAGCCUCCUUGGUUUAUGUUGACUUUGAUUUAGACGCAACUGUAGGAGCCAUUGGAGAAAUUAAAGGUCCUCUGUUGAACCCAUAUCCAUCAUGGGAGAUGAACCAGUUGGGAAAUUGCAACGCUCUUCAAUAUGUACAAUCCAUGGAGAUUGACCAAUUUGGUCGAAUGUGGGUGGUAGAUGUUGGAAGAGUGCACAUAUUUAGUAAUAGAACAAACAAGGAUGACAAAUGCCCUCCUAAGUUGGUAUUACUGGACACAUCAAGUGGAGACGUGAUUCGAAAAUACGAGUUUCCCAAAGACGUCGUUUCUCCAACUACCAACUUUUUGAAUGAUAUCGUCGUAGCGUGUAUCUCAAAGGAAAAUUGUUAUGCUUACAUUACGGAUGCCUUGGAUUCUAAAAUUGUGGUGUACAACUAUGUAGAAAAUCGUUCGUGGUUCGUACAUCAUUCCUCCAUGGUCGCAAACCAGGAUGCAGUUAAGAUAAACAUUUUAGAUGAAGACUACCAAUUUAGUGUAAACGUGGACGGAGUAGCUCUAUCUCCAAUAGACUCAAACUUCAACCGAUUGUAUUUCUGUCCCUUAAGCAGUGCAAAUCUUUUCUCCGUCUCAACAUCCAUACUCCGAACUGCUGUAAACGGGGACAAUUUGUCGGACAGUGCAGUUAGAAAUGAAGGCUUGAGGACGACUCAAUCUGACGGAUUGUCAAUGGAUUAUACCGGUCUCCUGUUUGCUGGUUUGCUGGGGAAAAAUGGGGUUGCGUACUACAACACAUCUUCAAAUGAGAAGGCUACUGACAAAGAAGUUUUAUUGGUACAAAAUGAUGUUGACCUCCAAUGGCCCGACACAUUUGGUUUCGACAACUCUGGAUACUUGUAUUUCACAACCAAUCGACUACAACGCUUCAAAGGAGACAAGUACGAUUUUGCCGAAACUAAUUUUCGAGUGGUCAGAAUGUACACAGGAGCAAAGAGCUACAUGUACUCUGCAAGUGAAAGUAAGAAACUGGAGGAGUCUGUUGUAAUUCCAAAAACCUUGUACGACGCUACACCAAAGACCAAUCAAGAUAUGGGGUCUGUAGAUUUAAAUGAUAAAAUCAAAUACGAUCAUAAUACUAAGGAGCAAGGGAAAACAAAAAACGGGGACAAAAACGAAGAUCUUUUUGUGGUCGCUAAUUCGUCGUUGAUACUUGAUCCCUAUAUGUUAAGCGCAUUAUUCUUUGUAUUGGUGACAUUUACAUUGUACCCUGCUGUAUAGUCUAUAAAAUAAAAUGGACAUAUUCUUUGAUAUUAUGAGAUAA
Folsomia candida is the source of this 2116-nucleotide messenger RNA. RefSeq names its product protein yellow. The coding region runs from base 547 to 2073 and encodes 508 amino acids. The transcript is spliced from 5 exons. Lineage: Eukaryota; Metazoa; Arthropoda; Collembola; Entomobryomorpha; Isotomidae. The record is from RefSeq and is a predicted model, not a curated record.